Molecule: messenger RNA, 1331 nt
Organism: Dermacentor silvarum
Lineage: Eukaryota; Metazoa; Arthropoda; Arachnida; Ixodida; Ixodidae
Product: transmembrane protein 70 homolog, mitochondrial
Exons: 3
Coding region: 141-866 (241 amino acids)
Biological process (GO): mitochondrial proton-transporting ATP synthase complex assembly
Cellular component (GO): mitochondrial membrane
Source: RefSeq, a predicted model, not a curated record
UUAUUCGAGCUUCCCAGCUUGUAAGCGCAAAGUUACGUAGGUGUCUCGAAUGUCAUGAAUGUCCUGUGCCGGUGUGAAUCGUGUGAUCUCUAGGCUUGCGCUUCUGGACUCGCCGUAUCAUAAGUAACAAAGUGUUUAAAAUGAAUGUUGUGACCCUUGUAAGAAAGCUCCCCAAGCUUUCUUACCAGAACUCUUUAUUGGGAGCGGUGACUCUACGGGCUUUCAGAUGCGAUCACCUCUACGGAAAGCACGCUCAACCAAUUGUUUCCCGUGUAUUGCAAAGGAGCUACUUGUCAACGUCGACGGCUCGGAAACAGAAUAACGGCGAAAAGAGCAAGACCCUUGUCUACUUGGGCUCCAUUCGCUCCACAGUAAAAAUGGUCAAAGGCCUGUCCUUGACCACCAGCUUUCUUGGUAUUCUGGCGCAGCCCAUUUUACUUCAGAAGCUAAGUGGAGCAUCACUUGGUGCAACCGUGAUCGUGGUGUCAUGUGCAUCAUUCUUUAUAUUCGUCACUCCGCUGAUGCUGCACUACAUCACCAGGAGAUAUGUUACUGAACUCACGUACGACCCUGACACAAAGGAAUUUAAUGCAACAACAUUGAGCCUGUUGAACCGCAAGAAACACAUGAGCUUUAUUGCUGAUGACGUAAAAGUGCCUACCAUCCCCGGCCCAUUCACAACCCUUCUCGCUAAAGGCCGCCCAUUGUUUGUGGAGGUGCAAAACUUCCAGGACGCUGGAGCCCUGGAACACUUGAUGGGCUAUGACAAGCCCAUUGACCUACAUGUGAAGUUGCCAUGCACACAAGAGGAGCAGACGCAAACGGAAAGGAAACAGCCAGCACAGUGCAGUGAUAAAAAAUCUUGAUGUGUUAGCAACAUUUCUUCUGCAUCACUAGGAGACAUGUCCUCUGAAACUUCCUUGUUACCUAUUCAACAAGGACCCAGUGUGUUGAUGCUUUUCUACUGGCUUCAUGUGACUUUCAAAUGCACAAGCAAUCUUCUUCAGCUAAUGUAACAGACCUUACUCCAUUCCCCUAUGGCAUAUGCCUUUCCUUUAUUUGUUGUGCAAACAUUUUUAAAUUUUGUUCCAAAACAUCAUGUUUUGCCGUAAUGUUGAAGGCCAUCUGACUUGGGUAUAUCAGUGAAGUGCACUUUACAUGCAUUUAGUAAGUCUGUCAGCAUUACAUCAAUGGAAAUAUGUUACAUACAUGCUUAUAGAUAUGUACAGAAGGGUUUUUCCUUCUGAGGCUGUGCAUUAUCAUGUGCUUUCAGAGUUGUUGGGCGUGUAGUGAAUUCAGUACAUGACACGUAUAAAAAGUACUGUAUUGUG